GGAACUCUGGUGGAACUGCAACCAAAAUUCGGUACAAUAGGACUUAAUAGGGAGUGGGAAGGCUCUCCGUAGACGGGCUCUGGUGGAACGUACUUUUCUAACGGUCGAGAAGUACGUUCAAAUUCAAAUGUAGUACCCAGUACGCAGUAUGCGAUUUCGGACGCACCGACACAUUUUAUGUUGCUUGCGUUGUUUUUUAUUUCUCAAACUGGAGACCACAGGACAAGUCGACUGAACAGAAGGAGGGAAAGCGCGUUAUGGCUCUGGUUUAAAAGCAGCGGCUGGAUUUGAAAAGCUGUUCGUGGAUUUCGCUGUGGAUUUAUUGUGUUAAUAACAUUCCUGUAAAUUACCGUCGAAGACAAGAGGAGGUACAUUUCUGUCCAAUACAAACUGGUUUGAAAUGUGUGCAGCAUGGCGUGUGCACAGCGAUCUGCUAAAGAGUACCUCAGAAACAACAGGAAAGACCUGGUGACUGGCAUGAAAAACCUUCGUCUGAUCAUUGAGAAUCUUUAUCAGGAGAAGGUUUUCAAUGACUAUGAUGUUGAUGCUCUCAAAGACAAGAAGAAAAAGUUUGGCAAAGCCAGAUGUAUAUUGGAUCGGGUCAUUAAACAAGGUGAAAAGGCCAGUUAUGAAUUACUCAAGAUUCUGGAUGUCACUAAGAAGAGGACAUUAGAUCCUGGUUUACACUACUGGAUCAGCUGUUCUCCCUUCAGAGAUGAAGACACAGAGCCCAGCUAUUCAUUUGGUACAAAGCCUUGUAAAAACUACCAGAAACAGCUCAAAGACAAAGCAAAGGAGAAAUGUUUCUUUAAAUAUCUGUUGAAGACACAAGGAAACUUCAGUUUCAUACCUCUUGUUUUAGAGACCGACUCUGAGGUAAAAUCACCUCAAUGCAAAAUAAAUUUGAAAAGUAAAAAAUGCAAAAAGCUUCGGCCCAAGAAGCUGAGAGCUUACAUUCCUAACGAGGGACAAGCGAUAUCACCCGAGGACCUCCUGAGAUGGCAGGACAAGAACAUCCUCAUCAUCGGCAAACCUGGAGUAGGAAAGACUACAGUUGUCCAGGAAAUGCUGCGUCUUUGGGGAGAGAAGGAUGGAAGAGAGAUAGACUACAUGUUUUACUUUGAUCAAAGUGUUUUGGCCCACAGUAGUGUUGCCAGCUUGGAAGCUCUUUUGUUUGAUGUGUAUUCAAAACCAAUGGAAAAAGACAGAAAAGAAGUGUUUCAAGAUAUCGAGGAAAACUCUGAGAAUGUUGUCAUUGUGUUUGAUUGUGUGAUGGGUUUGGAAGAAAAUGUAAUCUUAUGGAAGAUAAUGAAGCACAAGCUCCUACCGGAUGCCAAGGUUGUGAUCACAUGCAGAUCGGAGGAGGAAGAUGAUCCACUUUUCUCUGACUGGCCGACACGGACAGUGUAUGUACAAGGAUUCAGUGAAGAGUCUAUUAAAACUUACUAUCAGGAGAUGUUGGGUAAUAAUCAUGUUCUUCUAGAUGUCAUCUUGAAGAAUCAAGAGCUGUUCAGUCUUAGUCAUGUCCCAUUGUAUGCAUUCAUGAUUGUAGACUUGAUUAAGUUUAAAAAUGACACUGUAUGCAACCAUCCACACACAGUCACUGAAAUGUACAUCCACAUUUUCCGUCUUGCUGUAAAGAAACAUGGGAAUAAACAAAAUAAGCAAAUGGAUAUGUAUCUAAAAGAGAAGAAAGAUCAGAUUGAUCCCUUGAUGGAAAAUGCUUUCAGUGCAACUAAGCAGAAGUGCCUGAACCUUCCACAUAUUAGCAGUGAUGAGACAGACAUUUGUCAUGCUUUUCUGAAAAUGAUCACAACAACAGACUCGCCAACAUCUGCAACAACAUACUGUGCGUUUCUCCACAACACAAUGCAGGAAUUCUUCUCGGCUUUGUGGCUUCUUGGACAUCCAGAUGAAAUUGAGAAAGUCCUACAGCUCUGUCAGACCGAGGAGCAUAAACACAUGAGACAUGUUCUUCCGUUCUUAUGUGGACUUCUGAGUGAACACAACACCAGACUCCUCAAGUGUCUCUUCCCAGAGGAUCAGAUAAAGAAAACAUCUGACUGGUUCAUUGAGAAGCUUUUGGACACGUUUUUUCAAGCUCAGAGUGAGAGUGAAGAGUUUGAUCUUCUCUAUGUGUGUCAGUGCUUGUAUGAGCUCCAGUCUCCUAAAGCCUGUUUAAUUUUCCUGGAGAAGAUGAACCAUCAGCUUGAUCUAGAAGUGGAUCUUGAUCCUCAUCAGUGUUGUGCUCUGUCUUACGUGAUCGGUCAGUCCAGAGAUAAAGAGGUUUAUCUGAAUCUGGACAACUGUACCGUAGCUGAUGUAGGAAUGGACAUGAUGCUUAGCUGCUCACCAAACAUCAGGUUAAAGACUUGUAAAGAACCACUGAAGCAAACCACGUUCUUUGUAGAAUUCUUCCAUAAAUCAUCUCAGUGUGACUGCAAACUUUUUGAGGUGAGAGGACGAUACAAGCCAGAAACAUUCAAUGCUCUGCUGGAUCUGUACUCUCAUGUGAAGAACUAUGAGACUCAAACAGGCAGGAGUUAUCUUCCAGCAUUACAGUCAGUUUUCCAGUCACCUGAUGAAUGGAUCAUAGAUCUCUCAGAGAGAAAGAGCUCGGUCCUCCUGGAAGUGCUGAAGCUCCAGACAGAGAAGAAAACAGUGAAGCUGAGAGGAUGUUCAGAGGAAGAGAGUGAAGUGAUGAGUUUCCUUCAGUGUCUGCCACACAUCUCACAGCUGAGAUUCUCUGAUCAGAGUGAAAGUGAUCUAAGCAGAUUUCUUCUGAGUCUCUUCAUUAAAGCAGCAGAGAUUGAGACACAGACAGGAGAGCAGAUGCUGGAACUGUUAUCAUCUCAUUUUGAAUGGACUGGCAUAUUUUAUGAUUGUGAUUUCCUGCUGGAUCUGUGCUCUCAUGUGAAGAACUAUGAGACUCAAACAGGCAGGAGUUAUCUUCCAGCAUUACAGUCAGUUUUCCAGUCACCUGAUGAAUGGAUCAUAGAUCUCUCAGAGAGAAAGAGCUCGGUCCUCCUGGAAGUGCUGAAGCUCCAGACAGAGAAGAAAACAGUGAAGCUGAGAUGUUCAGAGGAAGAGAGUGAAGUGAUGAGUUUCCUUCAGUGUCUGCCACACAUCUCUCAGCUGAGGUUCUGGGAUAUUUAUAAUAAAGAAAGUAUGUCUGCAGUAAGAUUUCUGCUGAAUCUCUGUGUUGCUGCAGUAGAAGCUGACAGAUAUACAGGAACAAGAUUCUCCACUCUGCUCUCAUCUGUGUGCAGCUACAAAACCUUCCCUUUUGAUGAAGAUGAUGUUCAGAGUGAUUUUCUGCUGGAUCUGUACUCUCAUGUGAAGAACUAUGAGACUCAAACAGGCAGGAGUUAUCUUCCAGCAUUACAGUCAGUUUUCCAGUCACCUGAUGAAUGGAUCAUAGAUCUCUCAGAGAGAAAGAGCUCUGUCCUCCUGGAAGUGCUGAAGCUCCAGACAGAGAAGAAAUCAGUGAAGCUGAGAAGCUGUUCAGAGGAAGAGAGUGAAGUGAUGAGUUUCCUUCAGUGUCUGCAACACAUCUCACAGCUUAGGUUCUGGGAUAUUGAUUAUGAAGAAAGGAUGUCUGCAGUAAGAUUUCUGCUGGAUCUCUGUGUUGCUGCAGUAGAAACUGACAGAUAUACAAGAACAAGAUUCUCCACUCUGCUCUCAUCUGUGUGCAGCUACAAAACCUUCCCUUUUAAUUAUGAUGGUGAUGAUCAGAGUGAUUUUCUGCUGGAUCUGUACUCUCAUGUGAAGAACUAUGAGACUCAAACAGGCAGGAGUUAUCUUCCAGUAUUACAGUCAGUUUUCCAGUUACCUGAUGAAUGGAUCAUAGAUCUCUCAGAGAGAAAGAUCUCCGUCCUCCUGGAAGUGCUGAAGCUCCAGACAGAGAAGAAAACAGUAGAGCUGAGAGGAUGUUCAGAGGAAGAGAGUGAAGUGAUGAGUUUCCUGCAGUGUCUGCCACACAUCUCACAGCUGAGGUUCUGGUUCAUUUAUAAUGAAGAAAGGAUGUCUGCAGUAAGAUUUCUGCUGAAUCUCUGUGUUGCUGCAGUAGAAACUGACAGAUAUACAGGAACAAGAUUCUCCACUCUGCUCUCAUCUGUGUGCAGCUACAAAACCUUCCCUUUUGAUGAAGAGUAUGAACAUUAUGUUGCUAAUGUUCAGAGUGAUUUCCUGCUGGAUCUGUACUCUCAUGUGAAGAACUAUGAGACUCAAACAGGCAGGAGUUAUCUUCCAGCAUUACAGUCAGUUUUCCAGUCACCUGAUGAAUGGAUCAUAGAUCUUUCAGAGAGAAAGAGCUCGGUCCUCCUGGAAGUGCUGAAGCUCCAGACAGAGAAGAAAACAGUGAAGCUGAGAAGAUGUUCAGAGGAAGAGAGUGACGUGAUGAGUUUCCUUCAGUGUCUGCCACACAUCUCUCAGCUGAGGUUCUGGGAUAUUGAUGAUGAAGAAAGGAUGUCUGCAGUAAGAUUUCUGCUGAAUCUCUGUGUUGCUGCAGUAGAAACUGACAGAUAUACAGGAACAAGAUUCUCCACUCUGCUCUCAUCUGUGUGCAGCUACAAAACCUUCCCUUUUAAUAAAGAUGGUGAUGUUCAGAGUGAUUUUCUGCUGGAUCUGUACUCUCAUGUGAAGAACUAUGAGACUCAAACAGGCAGGAGUUAUCUUCCAGUAUUACAGUCAGUUUUCCAGUCACCUGAUGAAUGGAUCAUAGAUCUCUCAAAGAGAAGGAGCUCGGUCCUCCUGGAAGUGCUGAAGCUCCAGACAGAGAAGAAAACAGUAGAGCUGAGAGGAUGUUCAGAGGAAGAGAGUGAAGUGAUGAGUUUCCUUCAGUGUCUGCCACACAUCUCACAGCUUAGGUUCUGGUUCAUUUAUAAAGAAUCAAGGAUGUCUGCAGUAAGAUUUCUGCUGGAUCUCUGUGUUGCUGCAGUAGAAACUGACAGACAUACAGGAACAAGAUUCUCCACUCUGCUCUCAUCUGUGUGCAGCUACAAAACCUUCCCUUUUAAUAAAGAUGGUGAUGUUCAGAUUGAUUUCCUGCUGGACCUGUACUCUCAUGUGAAGAACUAUGAGACUCAAACAGGCAGGAGUUAUCUUCCAGCAUUACAGUCAGUUUUCCAGUCACCUGAUGAAUGGAUCAUAGAUCUCUCAGAGAGAAAGAGCUCUGUCCUCCUGGAAGUGCUGAAGCUCCAGACAGAGAAGAAAACAGUAGAGCUGAGAGGAUGUUCAGAGGAAGAGAGUGAAGUGAUGAGUUUCCUUCAGUGUCUGCCACACAUCUCACAGCUGAGACUGCCCAAAGAGACUGUCCAGAAACUUGCUGAAUGUGUCUGUGAAGCUCAGGAAGAGGAACUGACUCGAUGCUUCCUGCAGAAAGUGAGCGGGGAUCUGACUUCCUGUUCCUUGAGCUGGGAACAGCUUCAUUAUUUCCUGCAGCAAAGAAUUCAACAAAUCACUGUGGACUUCAGAAAGAGCAACAUUCAAUGCCGAAUCAGUGAAAUUCUGCCAUUCCUGAACAGGAUUCAGUUUAAACGGAUGAGCUCUAGUUUCAUGCUGUGUGCAAUCAGAGAGAUCUACGAGUCCGGCUCUGCUGGGUUUGUGUCCGGUCUGUUGAGUUCAGUGGAGAACUACAUUAACCUGCAGAGCAGAGAGCUGGACUCUGUUCACUGUGAAGCCCUGCGCUUCACACUGCAGCACUGCACUGCAGCUUCACUCAACCUGCUCUGGACCUCCAUACCAGAGGAAGAGCUGCAGAGCAUUCUGCCUCUCUUCACGCAUCUCUCCCACCUCAGUGUUGACAGACUGCUGUUGCUGAAGAUGCUUCACUGCUGCAGUGUCUCUGAUGUCCAGCAGGAGGCAGCAUCAGUUCUGCUCUCGAUCCUGCAGCACAAGCUGGACUUCUCCUGCCGGUCUGCUUUGGAUCUGACAACAAACACAGACUCAGAGCCUCUACAUCUGACCGCUGACGACUGCCGUGUGACGUCCAGAUUUAUUCAGAGAGCUCACUCAGACACAAAGACACGGCUGAUUCUGCAGGACUGUGAGAUUCAUACAGCUGGAAUGGAUCAGCUGUUCCCAGUGUUACGUUCUGUUCAGCUCUGUUGUGAUAAACCUCUGCUUCUUCAGUUUCUGGCUCACGUGAGGCCUGAGGAAGCCCAGUCUCUCUCUGGAGCUCUGGGUGAAGAGCUGGAUCUCAGUCAGACUCAGCUGGAUCCGCAGGUCUGGAGAGGUCUGGAGCUGAUUCUGGAAUAUUCUGAAGGACUGACAGAACUGGAUCUGAGUCAGUGCGGUCUCACCGAUCACAGCCUGGAUCUGCUGCUCCCAAACCUCCACAAAGCUCAAAUCAUUGAUUUCAGUGGCAAUAGCAUCACUGACGCUGGGGCUCAGAAUCUCCACAUGAUCGUCAAUCACAACAGGAACAUAAAGACAGUAAGGUGUGUGUCUGAGUGUCACAGUGAUGCCCAAAGUUAUUUAAACUGUUAUUGAAAUGUUAAAAUGAUU
This is a messenger RNA of Cyprinus carpio (common carp), 6507 nucleotides long. RefSeq lists its product as uncharacterized. The record is from RefSeq and is a predicted model, not a curated record. Gene Ontology annotation, biological process: regulation of apoptotic process. Gene Ontology annotation, molecular function: ATP hydrolysis activity. The coding region runs from base 412 to 6492 and encodes 2026 amino acids. NCBI's taxonomy places the organism in Eukaryota, Metazoa, Chordata, Actinopteri, Cypriniformes, Cyprinidae. The transcript has 15 exons.